CAGUCUCAAAUCAGUCCGGUAUAGAUUUGUGCGCGAGAUUUGCAAUGUAAUCACCUCACACUUGCAGUUGCAAAUCGUUCUCUUUUUAAAAAUAAGUGCUUCAAAAUUAUUUCGGCUAGGGAAUUAUUUGAGGGGAAGAAAUUGACUAUUCCGCUGGAAAAUUUGACACGUUCUUAUUAAAGGCGAGAUCAUCAACUUAGCCAAUUCCGAGUUCCGGUCGUGCAUAUAGGAUUCCGGAUAAUUUUAGAAGCGGAAGAACAGUUCAGCCUUAAAAGUGGAGGCAUAUCUGGCCCGUAAGAAGCACUGGUUGGAAACAUUUUCCCGAGCGAGGGUCACAGGUCGGCUGAAAUUUAAGAGGACGAAAAGUACCAAGAAUUUAGAAGCGCUAAAUCGUCAAGCAGAAAUUGCUGAUCCUCACGCCGACCAUCAUCAUCACGAUAUGCGAGAUGAUGUCACUUGUGGAAAUCAGUUCAGAGAAUAUUGCGCCGUUACCACGCUACACGGAUGGAAAUAUCUUUCUGAGAGGAAAAGAAGUAAACCGGAACAGAUUUUCUGGCUGGCCUGGUGUCUCUUCGGUCUUGGGGCUGCUGGAUAUCUAAUGUCGAAAAUUUGGACGAAAUGGGAGCGCAGUCCUAUCAUUACGUCCGUCGCUACGACUAAUCAUCCAGUUUCCAGCAUCAUUUUCCCUGCAGUUACUAUUUGCACUGUAAAUAAAGCCGCCACUGAAAAACUAAUCAUUCAGGGGUGUCGCUACAAUUUCACUCUGGGUCAAAUGCGUACCAUAAUUUCCGUCCUGGUCGACCCCGACGCGAGAAACAAUGAUCACAUCAACGUGGACAAGAAUUUCGUAAAACCGGAAACUGCCUUAAAAUACUUGAGACUCGUGGCACCCAAAUGUGACGACUACUUGUUAAGUUGCCGAUGGAACAAUGCACCUGCCCAAUGCACGCAAAUGUUUCGUCUGGUGCUAACUGACAGCGGGUAUUGCUGCACUUUUAACGCUGUUGAGACAAAGAAACAAAGAAAGGAUUCGAAACACGACCUCCAAAUAUCCGGAUUUUUUUGGAGUUCACCCACUUUCACUUUGACUACAAACGGGAAACACGACCUAAAAAAACGAUUUAUUUUAUAUUUCACCUGCAUACUUUCAUUUUCACUACUUUCUCCUCAUCUCAAAACCCGAGAAAUCCGAUUUUUGCAUUUCACCAGUUUUCUCUCUCUCUACUUUCUCUCUUAAAACGGGAAACGACCUUCAAAAAUCCGACUUCUGUUUUUUAACAUAUUUCAUUUACAUACACAUAUAUGUAUUUCCUUUCGCUAUAUUUUGAAUUUUCGACUUUCUCUCCCCCCAAAAACAGGAAACACGACCUAGAAGUCAUGAUUCAAGAAAAGGAGUACGAAUACCUACAACGUGCCGUGUGGGAAUAUACGGACACGUUUCGAAGCAAAAAUUCUGGCGGUGGUGGUGGAAGUAGCGGCGGCGGAAAUAAGGGCAAAGGCGACGGGAUGGACGACACGGAAACCGGGUCAACUACGGCGGACAAUUUUAACUGUGCUCGAAUCUAUGAUGACGACCUUUUCCCAGGAAUUUGCCAAUACUUGCAGAGAUGCCGGGACAGUGGGAAGUGUCGGGAAAGGAACAGAAUUAAGACGAAUGCAUCCUCAUCGAAGCCGAUCGGAUCGGGCGGGGCGACCCAGACUUUUAAUUUCUUCGCGGAACAAUUCCCCCUUAAAGUUGCGGGUGCGGGAAGAUCGAGGGGGUUACAGUUGAUGAUUGAUUCGCUAAGAUGCGACUCUAUUCCAACUGACUCCUUUAAAGGAUUAAGGGUAUUCGUCCACAAUGCCGACGAUUUCCCUGCCGUUGCAGAACGUGGUUACAUCGUGGGUCCCGGACUGGAAACGCAAAUCGGUGUGACCGCAGUUGACACUUAUUCUGGCGAUGUACUCCGCGGUUUCUCUGCUAAAACGAGAGGCUGCUUUUUCCCAGAUGAAUUUCCUCUAAAAUUUUACAAGGAGUAUUCCAGAUCUGCCUGCAUUGUGGAGUGUGAGACAGAAUUUGUUUUUCAGGAAUGUCAAUGUGUCACAUACUUUUCACCAGGAAAUUAUAGUGUCUGCACGCUAAAAAAGUUUCAAGAAUGUGUCAAAAAAGCUUUAGACGCCAUCCAGAAGAAAAAUUUGCCAACUGCAGCAUUUGAGCUUAGCCCAGAAAGUACAAUGUUCAACUUUAAAUCGAAGAAGGACAGAGAACAGGACAAAUCCUGUGCGCAAUUUUGUUUACCAUCUUGCAAUGAAACGUUCUACAAUGUCUUUGUAACUGCGGCCGACUUUCCCAACCAACCUUUAGCCAAUCAGACUAAAAUGUUGAGGGAAGCGAUUGUUGAAGGUGGCCUGACACAUUUGAAUGAUAUCAGCUAUGUCAGUGGUAGCAUCAGUGUACUCCGCAUUUUCUUUAGGGAGUCUUCAAUCAUGCAGUAUAAACGUGACGAACUAUUCACAUGGGAAGAUUUCGUCUCUGCACUUGGAGGCGUAAUGAGCUUGUGUAUGGGGUUCAGUAUCAUCAGUCUGGUAGAAGCCGUUUACUUCUUCACAUUCCGAAUGCACAUGGACAAGAAGAAAAUGACAGAAAUUAAAACAGUGGCAGAAUUUGUUAAAUAGA
This is a messenger RNA of Folsomia candida, 2656 nucleotides long. RefSeq names its product pickpocket protein 28. The transcript has 19 exons. The record is from RefSeq and is a predicted model, not a curated record. Gene Ontology annotation, cellular component: membrane. Bases 1303 to 2655 code for a protein of 450 amino acids. Gene Ontology annotation, molecular function: ligand-gated sodium channel activity. Lineage: Eukaryota; Metazoa; Arthropoda; Collembola; Entomobryomorpha; Isotomidae. Gene Ontology annotation, biological process: sodium ion transmembrane transport.